This is a messenger RNA of Hevea brasiliensis (rubber tree), 512 nucleotides long. RefSeq lists its product as uncharacterized. The transcript is spliced from 2 exons. The record is from RefSeq and is a predicted model, not a curated record. Lineage: Eukaryota; Viridiplantae; Streptophyta; Magnoliopsida; Malpighiales; Euphorbiaceae. Bases 112 to 456 code for a protein of 114 amino acids.
UUUAUUCCCCUUAGAAGAAGUCAUAUCUCUUGGGCCAUCUCGUGCAUCCUUCUCCUGCUACACAUUUGGCCUCCACUGGAAAGAAUUCUUGCCCUCGAAUCCCAUUGUCAGAUGAAAAUGUCUAACAUAGGAUAUGAGAAACCCUCAAAGAUUGAUGAGAAGCACAUGCACCUUCACCUGAAGAAACCUUCAAAGAUAUCUGUGCUGGAAACAGACUUGGAAGCAAUAGACAAGAAAAAUACUUCAUCAUCCUUAAAUAGUUCACCAAGGCUACAAAGUGCAUGGACAAAACCAUCAAGAGAAAGGUGGAAUUGCCUUUGCGCUCCUACCACACAUGCAGGCUCAUUUAGGUGCAGAUUCCACAGAACCCCUGGCAUGGUUCGUGGACAUUCUGUUGGCUCAAAUCUCUCAGAGUUAGCUGCUAAAUCAUCAAGUUCCCUUAGUGACCUGGUUUAGAAUAAUGUGAUUAGUGGAAAACAAACUUUCUUUUGAUGUCCUAAUAAUUGUAUGUA